Rotaria sp. Silwood1 is the source of this 243-nucleotide messenger RNA. The record is from the annotation of a GenBank genome assembly. Lineage: Eukaryota; Metazoa; Rotifera; Eurotatoria; Philodinida; Philodinidae.
AUGUCGACAGGCUAUCCAAAUCCUACACAGGUACCACCUGCCUAUAACCAGGUACCACCUGUCUAUAAUCAGGCACCACCUGUUUUUACACAGCCAUAUCCAGCGAAUAACCAGCCAAAUAUUGUUAUUGUUCAACACCAGAAUAAAGAUGUUCAACACGGGUGCCAUUGUUUACUUUGGCUAUUAACAGCUGGAUUAUGGACACCAUGUUGGAUAGCUGCUUGCUGUGGAUGUUGUAAGUAA